AAUCAUGUGGCGAGGUCCAAGCACUAAUCAUACACAGCAAGCAGGCUGAGUAGCGCCACUAAACCCGCCCUGUUUUUCCUCACCUUUACAUGGGUUUGGAAAGGGAAAUGGAAUCGUUCCUAUAUUGGAAUGUCUUCUUUUUUUUGACAUUCUCGGUAAAGGACAUGAUGCAUCGGAAGAGCCCAAAAACCGCAGCCCAGGCACGUCUAGUAGGCAGCGCUACUAAUAGCAGUUCUGUUGCAACGUCUUCCUCCACCCCUCCGCGGUAAACGAACGUAGUUGGCAUCGGGUGGAGUAAAACGCAAUGCGUCUUGUGCCUCACGCAUCACCGCCGUUUUGAUUGUUCUCUGCGCCCUGUCUGUCUUAUGCCGGGAGCCCGAUAAUUACCCGUGAGCAUUUCCAGCCACUUCCCCCCAUGUGCGCGAAACGACCUUUCUACUAGCUGCUAAUGCACGUUGCAAGCGGUGUGAUGCACCUUCCGCACGACGGUGCUUGUGUGGUGUGGCUUCUCCCAUCACGAUGCGUUCUAAUCACAAUAAAUCUUACCUCCAACGGGCCAAGUACGAUUAGUUGUAGUUUGGUAGCGUUUGAGAGUGUACCUUUUUGCGGAGUGGUUCCGACGACGACGGUUCUCUGUGUGUGUGUGCGUUUUCAUGUCCACCAUUGGCAAGCAAGUAAUCCCGACGACAACCAUGCGAAGGUGUCCUGCCGUAGUUGGAACACUCUGUCUGGUGGUUGGACUCUGUGGUUUGAGUUCUGUUACUGGCCAGUCGGCGAUCGUUGGACGGCUUACGGAUGAUGUGGAGUUUAUCGAUCCAACUGUUGGGCUGGGACCGGGCGGUACCGCCAGUGGCAUCCCGCUAGGACCUGGCGGUUUCCGUGGUUUCGAAAUCCUUCCCAGACCGGAACCUUCGUGGAAGGUGGGCGCAACACUGGUAGCGGACAAUCCGGAGCAGCAGAUCAUGGGAACGAUUUCCUUCCGCCAGUGGGCACCGGGUCACGUGCAGACGGCCAUCAAUGUUACGGGGUUGCCGGUGGGGAAGCACGCCGUCCAUGUGCACGCGUUCGGCGAUAUGCGCGAGGGAUGCAAAUCGACCGGACCGCACUUUCGCAGCAGCAUUAUCGGUAACAUCGAGGUAAAGGAGGACGGCAACGCGAUGAUCGACUUCCACAGCCCGUACAUCAAUCUGUUCGGGUUUGCGGGCAUCGUCGGGCGCUCGAUCGUGAUACACGAGAAACCGUCCGAGGUCUACCGGUUUCCGGACCUGUCCAUUAACAACCCGAUCUCCUUCCAGGGCGAGGAGGACACGGUCGGUGCGCGGAUUGCCUGCGGGCUCAUCACGAUUCUCGAUAAUGUUGCUCCCUAGGAGGAGUUCACCUAUCCACAAUAAAACCAACCGACAAUGAUGAUUGUGAUAACAUGUAAAA
Molecule: messenger RNA, 1428 nt
Organism: Anopheles gambiae (African malaria mosquito)
Lineage: Eukaryota; Metazoa; Arthropoda; Insecta; Diptera; Culicidae
Product: superoxide dismutase [Cu-Zn]
Exons: 3
Coding region: 654-1367 (237 amino acids)
Biological process (GO): removal of superoxide radicals
Molecular function (GO): copper ion binding; superoxide dismutase activity
Source: RefSeq, a predicted model, not a curated record